This is a messenger RNA of Acanthoscelides obtectus, 732 nucleotides long. NCBI's taxonomy places the organism in Eukaryota, Metazoa, Arthropoda, Insecta, Coleoptera, Chrysomelidae. The record is from the annotation of a GenBank genome assembly.
ACCAUAAUGAAUUUUAUUUUUACGAUUAUUACUAUUAUUAUUAUUAUUAUUAUUAUUGUCAUUAUUAUUAUUAUUAUUAUAUUUGGACCAUUGAAAAAUGCUUGUCCCUAAGAAACACCUAAAUAAAUAUCCAGUUCAUGAUGGUGUUGGAUUUCAAAACGUUUUUUUCUUGUUUCAGAUUACAAUCCAAGAUGAAGUGCCAAUAACCUUUUCCUGUGUAAGAGUUACAUCAGUAUACUGGAUGUAGCCGCUCACAGUGCGAAAGGUGGUAGCUCCUCACCACUUCAAAUCUGCGAGAUGUCUCCAAUUACAGCUUUUAUCUCACUAGCUCUUGUAGCAUGGUGUCCAUCUGUGGCCGAGCCAGCUACAGAGUUCGUGGAGGCUUCGGAUGGAAGUGCUGCCUCCUUGCCAUGCGACCUCACUUCUGUAACAUCUCCUGAUCGGCUGGAGGUCGUAUUAUGGUACCGCGGAUCAGAAGAGGCGCCCAUCUACAAGUACGAUGCGAGGAAUGCGGGACAUCCACAACACUGGGCACAGCCGGAACUUCAAAACAGAUUCUUCUUAAGAAUUUUAGACGAUCGGAGAGCUGUGAUGAGCAUAUCGCCAGCAAAACAAACUGACGAAACGAUAUUCCACUGCAAAGUUGACUUCAAAAAAUCACCUACCAGAAUUACACACGUUAACCUAACUAUUAUAGGUAAGUCAAAGCUGAUAUAGAAUAAUAAAAACAUG